This is a messenger RNA of Paracoccidioides brasiliensis Pb18, 1185 nucleotides long. RefSeq lists its product as uncharacterized. Bases 1 to 1185 code for a protein of 394 amino acids. Gene Ontology annotation, molecular function: primary methylamine oxidase activity; copper ion binding; quinone binding. The transcript has 5 exons. The record is from RefSeq and is a predicted model, not a curated record. Gene Ontology annotation, biological process: amine metabolic process.
AUGACACCAUUUGAAGGUGGGGCGUUGAUUUUAUUCCCCACACUUACUUCUCCCCACAUUUCAAAACGAACAAUCCCUGCCACUCAUUUCCGUGAGGUCAGGGUGGACCUAGCCAGCGGGGAACGGCUUGACGAAUCGAAAUUGAUCGGGAAGCGUUUGUAUAUCGACGGCACGCUAAUAAACGCCUGUGAGAAGGCGUGCCUUGCAGAUAGGGGUGAGCAGGAUGUGAUUAAUCGAUUGGAGUUGCCGGAGAAUGCGGCUGUUGUGGUUGAGGCAUGGACUUAUGGGACGGAUAGGAUGCGGGAUAUGUCGAAGCGGCUGGUUAUGGUGCGGGUUAAGAAGUUUGACAGGUCAAAGAUUCAUGACACCAGCGAAUAUCAUUCUGACCUUGUCUCCGAUAAUUAUCGCACGGGGAAUGCUGUGGUGACCCGCUCCCGAAUCCUAGUUUUACGGGCCGUCGUCACUGGGCGAUUCAGUCCCUUACAGGACCCUGUGGCGCCGGGUGUUCUGACUCCCUACCACCAGCACCUAUUCUCCCUGCGCAUUGAUCCAACCAUAGACGGGUACGAGAACACCCAUGUUGUCGAGGACUCCAUUCCCAUGCCUCUAAACAACCCCGAAAUCCACAACUCAUUCGGUUUCGGCUACAUCACUUACCCAAAUAACCGCCCAAGCCGAAAGCGAAUUGGACACGGACAUCACCAGGCAAUGGGCCCGUCGGAUAUAAGUUUGUCCCACAUUAUUCGCAGAUGUUGCUCGCGCACCCGAUGUCACUACACGCCAAGAGAUCGGAGUUUUGCUCGCACCCGCCCUGGGUUCCUAGAUACAGUGAUCGGGAGCUGUACAGUUCCAGCGAUCAUACGAAGUAGUUGCUUGGUGGGGUUUGGGAUUGCGUCCUGGAUUAAAUACCAUGCAUCAGAUGAAUCAGCCGCCAAUGUGCGGAAUCAGGAUAUUGUGCUUUGGACGUUUGGCACGACACACAAUUCGCGCAUUGAGGAUUGGCCGGUUAUGCCAGCUGAGAAGAUGCUUGUGUCAUUGAAGCCAGUGAAGUUCUUUACGGGAAAUCUGGUAGUUGAUGUACCGAUCAGUACGCAGGAGCAGAAUAUGAGAGUUCUUGUUGAUGUUGGGGCCCAGAAGUGUUGCGCUCCGGAUGGCGUGGAGGGAGAGAAGGCGGGAAAAGGAUAA